AUGUUCGCGGGGGACAUUGUAGAGAUACUAGAAUCAAAAGCAGCAUGUCUCCCCGGAAGUCGGGAUCUCGAAGGCAGACCCCUAAUAAUAAUAUACGUUCCGACGGAACUUCAACCCUGGACGAAAGAUAAUUUAGAACACACUCUCCAAUAUUUUUCAUCUAUAUUCUCGCAAGACACACGACGAAGAGGUUUCACCAUAUUGGUCGACUGUCAAAAAACCCCAUGGAGGGUUGCUAGAGCUUGCAUACGUCACGUGAGGUUAUCUCUCGGACCAGACUUGGCGAGUUUCAUCGUUCUCAGACCGGAUGGAUUCUGGGACAAGCAAAGAGUUGACAAUUGUACCAAAAUACGUAAGGAGGGAGAGCCGAUAUUCAUUCCGAUUUCUAGACUUUCUAAAUACGUUGAUUAUUCGCAACUUACAAAUGAUUUCGGCGGUACUUGGUCUUAUAAUCAUUCACAAUGGAUACAAAAUAGACUCGUAAAAGCAAAAUCAUCACUCGGAGAAUUGGAAAAAUUUCAUCAGAAAUUAAUUGAAUUUACAACGAGCAAAAGGUUGAGCACACCAACGGAUCCUUUCGUUUUUACAAAACAAAAUUUCGACACGAAUAAAAUAAUAGCGCAAAAAAUUUUACAAACCGGAAAAGAAUUACUCGAUCAAAUAGAAAAGACUGAUAGGGAAUGUCAGAGGAACAAUUCGAACGAUUGCUAUAAAACGCCUCAGGAUGCGACGGACACGAGGAUUAAAAUAGAAAAAUUAUUGGAAGUCAUGGAAGAAAAACAAGAAUGCAUCGACAAAGCGUGGUUGAACAUGGAAAAAAAAUGCGUGGACGCGAGAGAAAUCACGCUGUUGGAAACCGGAGUCGCGAGAGUGACGAAAUGGAUAUUGGGCGUUGCGGAAACAAUGUUAAAUUCGCAACAGGAAGUCGGAUAUGACGUACCCUCGUCGGAAGAACUAAGAGCCGAACACGAAGCAUUGGAACUCCAGUGCAGAGAAACCUACGGUCAGUACGCAGAACUUUUACAUAAAAUAGACAUACUCCCACAAUUGAACAUAAACAUACCGGAAGAUUUAAAAUCUCAACGGGAUUUUAUGGAUUUCGUUUGUAGAAGUUUUGCCACGAGAUUAGAAAGAAGGCGUAACAUAUUAAUCACGUGUUUAAGAUUUUACAGGCUCGUUACCGAAUAUUUUGAAAAAACAAACGAAGUUUUCGAAACUUUGGUCGUGUCCACGGAGGAUUCCGCCGAAUCCACUUUGGAAUCGGCUUACGGAAGUUUACAAGAAUUACAAGAAAAUCAAAUCAACAUAAAUUUUCUAGCCAAAGAAUUACUCAAAGAAGGUGAAAAACUUUCGGAUUUGUUAUCAAUGCCCGUUAAAGACGCUUUGGGACGAGAUGUUGAUGUCAAUUACGAAAAUGAUAUCGUCAACGUUCAGGAAAUACUUGGAGCGACACUAUCUAGAAAGCAAUUAUUUAGCGAUAGCGUAGAUUUGCAAAAAUUAACGUUGGAACAAGUAACUCACGUACACGUAUACGAAAAAGAUGCCAAACAAGCUGUGCAAUGGUUGAAUGACCUCUUUCAAGUUAUGAUGAAGGAGUAUGUGCACGUCGGUUGUAACGUUAACGAGAUACAAAUGAUGAAAGAAGAACAUCAAGCUUUUCAAGAAACAGCUAAAGGCACUUACGAUUACGGUUGUCAGCUUUUAAAUGCGGCCUCAGCUUUGAGACACUCUUGCAAACUACCAGAAGAUUAUAACGUUCAACUGACGCAAAAUCUUUGGCAAGCGUGGAAACGUUUACAAAUGGUUGGACAAGAACAAAUGACGAGACUGAGAGUAUCUGCAGUUUUUCACAGAACCGUUCAAGAGCAUUGCAAACAAUUAAAAGAAUUGAGAAAUUCCGUUCAGGAAUUGACGAAAAUCGAAGAUGCGAACAAGAAAAAAUUAAAAAUAAGAAAAUUGUUACACAACAGAGAAAAAUUACUCAUGGAAGUCGGUAGAAUGGUCAGAUUGGGACGUUUGUUGAAAACUAGACUCAAAGAACCCGUUUUCCCCGAACAAAGGUAA
Messenger RNA from Pediculus humanus corporis (human body louse), 2064 nucleotides. RefSeq names its product Hyaluronan mediated motility receptor, putative. The coding region runs from base 1 to 2064 and encodes 687 amino acids. NCBI's taxonomy places the organism in Eukaryota, Metazoa, Arthropoda, Insecta, Psocodea, Pediculidae. The transcript is spliced from 10 exons. The record is from RefSeq and is a predicted model, not a curated record.